Molecule: messenger RNA, 866 nt
Organism: Solanum tuberosum (potato)
Lineage: Eukaryota; Viridiplantae; Streptophyta; Magnoliopsida; Solanales; Solanaceae
Product: protein LIGHT-DEPENDENT SHORT HYPOCOTYLS 10-like
Exons: 1
Coding region: 211-786 (191 amino acids)
Biological process (GO): response to light stimulus; mRNA transcription
Cellular component (GO): nucleus
Source: RefSeq, a predicted model, not a curated record
AAAACAAUUCAUUAAAACACAAAACAAAUCUAUCCCUCACAAAUUCUCCACCCAAUUUAUGUUUACUUUUUUAAAAAUAAAAAUAAAAAAUAGUCUUGGUAGUGUUACAAAUAAUUAUUCCUUUGGUUUCAACUUCAGGUUCAGAAACACGCAGUUCGAGAAAAAUCAAGAUUGCCGGACAGAAAAUCCCUUCUUGAGAACUUUCAAGCUAUGAUGUCAUCAAGUGAGCAAAGAAGGGAAGCUGGAGGAGAGGGAGAAGGAUCAUCAUCAACGACCGCAAUUACUUUAGCACAAUCCGAUGACCACCAUCAUCAUCAUCAGCUAUCACCACCUCCUCAGCUAAGCCGUUACGAGUCUCAGAAACGUCGUGAUUGGAAUACUUUUGGUCAAUACUUGAAGAAUCACAAACCCCCAGUUCCUUUACCCCAGUGUAACUACAACCACGUGUUAGAUUUUCUUCGAUACCUAGAUCAAUUCGGAAAAACUAAGGUACAUUUAAAUGGAUGUGUAUUUUUUGGACAAGUUGAACAAGUUGGACCAUGUACAUGUCCACUUAAACAAGCAUGGGGAAGUUUAGAUGCACUAAUUGGAAGGCUUAGAGCUGCUUAUGAAGAAAAUGGAGGAUUACAAGAGACUAAUCCAUUUGCUAAUAGUGCUAUAAGAAUUCAUCUACGUGAGGUAAGAGAUUCUCAAGCUAAAGCAAGGGGAAUUCCUUAUAAGAAGAAGAAAAAAAAGAGGAAAAUUCAAAUUAAUUCUAGUAAUAACAAUGAGGUAAAUUCCUCUUGAUUUUCACAAGAGGGAAAAAAAACAAAUGGUAAAAUUUCUUUCUUUUAUAAUAAGAAGGUUACUUCAAUUUGCUUCUAGGA